Messenger RNA from Parasteatoda tepidariorum (common house spider), 1690 nucleotides. Its product is annotated as carbohydrate sulfotransferase 5-like. Gene Ontology annotation, molecular function: N-acetylglucosamine 6-O-sulfotransferase activity. NCBI's taxonomy places the organism in Eukaryota, Metazoa, Arthropoda, Arachnida, Araneae, Theridiidae. The record is from RefSeq and is a predicted model, not a curated record. Gene Ontology annotation, biological process: sulfur compound metabolic process; N-acetylglucosamine metabolic process.
GUGGAAGGGAAGUUCAGUCCUACCCUAGUGAACAGUAAUCAUUACGUUAAUCGGUAUUCAGACAGACGGGCUUUUUAUUUCUUCUCAGAAAAUCGACUCCAGUUUCUUGAAACGACUUCAUCUUCAACAUUUUAUUUUGGAUGAGAAUAGUAAUAAAGACAGUAGCAAAUGAAAGCUUCUUCAAGAAGGCUGAUCUUUUUCCAAUUUCUUACUUUGCGUUAUCUAAGAUGGCUUGUAUUUCUUGCUUUGAUUUCCACACUUUGCUUUUCCUAUCAUACAUACAUAAAUAGAAGGAGUAAAACAAGAAAUGAACUAGAAAAUUGCUUCAAAGGUAACAAAUGCAUUGCACUGAAAACAAUAGUGGUCUCAAAAAAUAUCACAGCAGUGACAACCAAAAAAGGACAGACGAAAGUGCCUACCAAACCAAAUUAUUUAGAAAAAGUUCACAUUUUGCCUGAAAAAAUACAGAAAAAAAUGAAAGAAAUAAGAGAACAGAAAGUAUUUGACGUACCACAAACUUCAAUUUCCCCAAAGAAAAGAAAAAUUUUGAUACUUUCAUAUUUUGAUGUUAGUUCUCCUCACAUUGGUGACAUACUAAGUCAACAUCCUGACAUAUUUUACAUCAACAAGCCUCUUCAACCAUUUGACGCUACUACUUUAAAAGACGGCGAAGAACCUAUAUCUAGGCGGAAUAUAGACGAAGCAGUGGAAUACAUGGCAGAUCUGUUUGAUUGCAAAAUAAUAAAUACAAAAUUUGGCUACACAGAUCAGAUGCUACGAAAGUUUAUGAAAAAAGCAUUUGGUACUUGCCAAGAGCAACAAAGCAAUAAUUCUGAAUGUGUUCAAGAACUUUGCAGAACCAAGCGAUUUAUUUUGUCCAAGACUAUUCGAGUUUAUUUACAAGACCUUCAGUUAUUCUUGAUGAAGAACAAGGGUAUAGCUAAAGUAAUCAUACUUCAGCGAGAUCCUAGAGUUAAUCUUCACUUGAGGAGUCGUCUAAAUCGUGGAGGAUGGACUACAGGUUCGGACAUGUUUUUUCUUGGGCGAAGUUUGUGUUCACGAAUGCUGCACGACUUACAAGCGGCGAAACGGUUUGAAGGUAUGGGUCAUCGCGAUUUUUAUCGGAUUGUACUCUACGAGCACUUCUUAAAGGAUCCAGAACAUAUUAUUCAAGACAUUUUAUCUUUCGUAGGAUUAUCAGUUGGAAUGAAUGAUGUAAAACAGUUACUUAGAAAUGUAAAUGCUUAUAAAGAACUCAAAAAAGUUCACUUAAAUAAAUGGGAAUGGAUUCCAGACGAUGAUGCUUGUUUAGGAGUUGAUAAAGCAUGUGCAUUUUUCUAUAAAAAUUCUCUUUAUAAUCCAGUUAAACAAACAUUUGGAUUUGUUCAAAAAUAUAAUCUUUGUAAAUAUUGUGAUUAAAUAUAUCCAAAACAUCUAUGUAAAUUGUUUUAGUAAGCUUAAAGUUUCCAAGUUUGUUUUUAGAUAAAUUAAAUAAAAUAAAUACAGUACGGAAAAGAUCCAAAUUAUUUAAGGCAGACUACAGAGAAAGUUUAAGGAAAAUUAUUCUGCAGAAGUUUCAAUUCUCUACAGCUUUUUCUGCUUUUCUGUUCCAUGUAACUAAUGGUUGAUGGUUAAGAAAUACGUAUGGUUAUUAAAUAAUAUUAAUUGGUGAGAAAAUAUUAAUGAUUAU